This is a messenger RNA of Dendroctonus ponderosae (mountain pine beetle), 1647 nucleotides long. RefSeq names its product suppressor protein of bem1/bed5 double mutants. Gene Ontology annotation, biological process: endosomal transport; vacuole organization. Bases 405 to 1577 code for a protein of 390 amino acids. The transcript is spliced from 3 exons. Lineage: Eukaryota; Metazoa; Arthropoda; Insecta; Coleoptera; Curculionidae. Gene Ontology annotation, molecular function: ATP hydrolysis activity; ATP binding. The record is from RefSeq and is a predicted model, not a curated record.
AAAUCACGAACUAAUUUAAUUAAAAACAGUAGGAAUUCAAACUCACAUUAAAAGAAAAGUACAGAUAUAUUUCGGGGAAAAUUGACACUGACGUGCCCGGGGAAUUGGUGGGGGCCCUAGACGCGCAUUGGUUAAUAUUGGAGCCUGAUUUGGCAGCGCUGCCCUGUAGGCCCUCUAAAUGAGUUUGAACUGUAUCAAACCGCAGAUAGUUCACAGGAAAUUUAAUAGAGAAACCCCAAAAAAAUUGCAAAACAUACCACAUUGUUGAAAUUGCUUCACUGGAAUGUGCUUCAGAAAUAAACUAAGAGAAAUAUUAAGAAUUUAUUAUUCUCGGGCUGCCGUUUGACGUUAGUGGAUUUUGCAGAUAAUUCUAGUUUAAUCCAAACAUUCACUUCCUAACCGAAAUGCAGUCGCACUCCCAUGUGAACGAACAAUCCAACAUACUCGACAAGCUGAACCUAAUCGUGCAAGCGCUCGAAGAGGCGCUGAAAAUGUUCAUCAAACUCACCGAGAAGUUCGAACAUUUUCUUGCAGUGAUUGGGGCUCUGUCAAUGAAAGUUAAAACCGCAAGUGGAGCAUUCGAUGAGGAACCGGAAUGCGCGGCUCCAAAUGUCGUAAAGGAUGGAAUCGAGAGUCCAACAGUGGGCGGCCUGCACGAAAUCGCCGGCUUAAGGGGCAUCAAGAAUCUUCUACACACUUUGGUGAUUUUGCCUCGCACGCAACCACAACUGUUUGAAAACCGCUCAAAAACCAACUGCAUUCUAUUGUAUGGGCCACCUGGCACAGGUAAAACACGGCUGGCAAAUGCCUUGGCUGCAGAAUCAGGAGCUACGUUUCAUUCCAUGUCUGCUGGGAAUUUCAUGUCGCCGAAUGUUGGAGAAACCGAACGGAAUCUCAGGCAGAUCUUUCAGUAUUUGCGAGCAAAUGACCGCUUCGCUAUACUUUUCAUUGAUGAAAUUGACGGGAUUGGCCGCAGGCGAACCACUGGAGAACAUGACUACUCAAGACGCAUUAAAACCGAAUUAAUGGCGCAAAUGACGACAGUGGACCGCUGCCCAAAUGUGUUGAUUAUCGCAGCGACAAAUUGCCCGUGGGAUUUGGACCCAGCCAUCCUCAGACGCUUCAACAAGCAAAUUUACGUCCCGUUGCCCAACAGCGAGGAAAGGCUCGAGCUAUUCCAGCUGCUCACCAGGAACACGGAAAUAAUUCAAACACCUCAACAACUGCAAGAGCUGAUCCAGUUAUGCGACGGGUUUUCCGGUUCGGACAUUUCGACUCUGGUGCAUGCUGCUCUGGAGAUUCCGCUGACCGAACUGCAACUCACCACUUUAUGGAGUAAAACUGUUGAUGGUUUCUAUGAACCAUUCAAGGGGUUUCGUGAAGCCGAAACCAAUGCUCACGAAUUCGAUACGAAUGUAGAAGAUGUUUGUGUCAAUCAAUUGCACAGUUUGCCCGCUUUCUCGGUCAGGGCACGGCCCGUUUCGGUGGCCGACUUUAUAGACGCAGCCGAACAGGUUCAUAAAACAGUAACCUACGAAGAAUUGGCCAAGUAUGAAGCGUUUAAACAGCCCAAAUAAGUGGCUUGUGUUUAUGUUUGAAAACAUACUUAAGAAUUAAGAAAGCAAAUAAAUGAAAAGUCUUUCGAUA